Messenger RNA from Equus quagga, 2647 nucleotides. It is a transcript of the gene SLC19A1, whose product is annotated as solute carrier family 19 member 1. NCBI's taxonomy places the organism in Eukaryota, Metazoa, Chordata, Mammalia, Perissodactyla, Equidae. Gene Ontology annotation, cellular component: plasma membrane; basolateral plasma membrane; apical plasma membrane. Gene Ontology annotation, molecular function: folic acid binding; folate:monoatomic anion antiporter activity. The record is from RefSeq and is a predicted model, not a curated record. The coding region runs from base 991 to 2238 and encodes 415 amino acids. The transcript is spliced from 6 exons. Gene Ontology annotation, biological process: folate transmembrane transport.
UGCAGGUGGAUGCGGGCCCCUGGGCGCGCGGCGCGGGAGCCGGGGUCUCGAGCGCGGUCGAGGGUCAGCGUGCGGCCCCGUCCCCGCUCUGCCCGCCGGGCCCCGCCGCCGAGUUUGCCCCCCGCGCUGGCGGCCGCGCACCCCGCGGGCCCCUCCCCCGGGCGCUCGGAGCCGCGUGGGGCGGCCCCGCGCACGUGCUACUGCGGCGGGAACCGGCGGCGGGCGGCCCCCGGGAACGCACGUGUCCGAAGGGCCCCUAGCGCGCCCGGGGUCUCGGCCGGGCGGCUGCUCGUCUGUUCCCGCUGAACGACGCCCCUCCGGGCAGCCCUCGGCGCGGCCGGCGCGGAGCGCGCGAGGUCGUCCCGCGGCCUGAGCCGGUUGCCCGCAGUCCGUCCUUUCCUGAGGGUCUUUCAAGCACCUCCGCGAGGGGAAACUGUGCCCGGGGUCCUGUUUACUCCGGGUCUGAACGCUUGCCCUAGAGGGUCCGGGGGAGUGGCCCAGGCGCACCCGUGUGUCCUGGAUUCCUCGCCCUCUCGGGGUCUCCGCCCCAGCCUGCUCGGUCUCAGGAUACGAAUCAGAGUCUGAGCCCGCUCGGAAGUCUGGAAUGCAUGCAGAACAAGCUGUUUUCCGGGCCGCCCACAGUGCAGGCGCGUUCCUAAAGUACCUGAAGCUGCCUGCUGGGCGCCUUGCGGAGGAGUGACCAGGCGCGCCCUCCCUGAGGGAGACUGGAGAGCCCCCUGCAGCCCUGAUUGAAUCCGCAGACCCAGGACCCUCUGGCCCAGCAGAGCUGCCCCUCUGCAGAAGCCACAGGGGUCUGGGAGGUUGAAGGGAAGGCGGUGUGCUUGGCGCUGGUGUCCAAGACGGUUGCCUGGGAUCUGGGGACACCAGGUAAGGGAAGUUCCUGUGGCUUCUGGAGGUGACGCCUUCGGAGCAGGAAGGCCAGGAGCAGCAUCACCUCCCGUCCCCCAGGCUGCGCGGGGCCUGGGCGGCAUGGCGCCCUCCAGCCAGGCGGCAGAGAAGCAGGCGCCCCCGGAGCUGGGGCCGGGCCGUGAACUCAAGUCCUGGCGGUGCCUGGUGUUCUAUCUCUGCUUCUACGGCUUCAUGGCGCAGAUGCGGCCUGGGGAGAGCUUCAUCACGCCCUACCUCCUGGGCCCCGACAAGAACUUCACGCGGCAGCAGGUCACCAACGAGAUCACGCCAGUGCUGUCGUACUCCUACUUGGCGGUGCUGGUGCCCAUCUUCCUGCUCACGGACUACCUGCGCUACAAGCCGGUGCUGCUGCUGCAGGCGCUGAGCUACAUCUGCCUGUGGCUGCUGCUGCUGUGGGGCCGCUCCGUGCUGCACAUGCAGCUCAUGGAGCUCUUCUACAGCAUCACCAUGGCCGCCCGCAUCGCCUACUCCUCCUACAUCUUCUCGCUCGUGCGCCCCACCUGCUACCAGCGCAUGGCCGGCUACUCGCGCACAGCCGUGCUGCUGGGUGUCUUCACCAGCUCCGUGCUGGGCCAGCUGCUCGUCACCGUGGGCAGGCUCUCCUUCUCCACGCUCAACUAUAUCUCGCUGGCCUUCCUCACCUUCAGCCUGCUCCUUGCGCUCUUCCUGAAGCGCCCCAAGCGCAGCCUCUUCUUCAACCGCAGCAGCCCUGUGGGCAGCGGGGCCACCCCCUCCGAGCUGGACCGGAUGAGCCCGGGCCCCGGUCGGCCUGCGGGCAGGAAGGCUGGCUGGAUGCUCUUGGACACCCUGCGGCGCUUGACCCUGGUGCGCAUGCUCUGGGAGCUGCGGGACAACCUGCGGCUGCCGCAGCUGCGCCUCUGGUCCCUCUGGUGGGUCUUUAACUCGGCCGGCUACUACCUCAUCGUCUACUACGUGCACAUCCUGUGGAAUGUGGUCAACCCCACCAACGACACUACCGAGGUCUACAACGGGGGGGUCGACGCCGCCUCCACUCUGCUCGGUGCCAUCACCUCCUUUGCUGCGGGCUUCGUGACCAUCCGCUGGGCCCUGUGGGCGGAGCUGGUCAUCGCGGGCGUGACAGCAGUGCAGGCUGGGCUCAUCUUCCUCAUGUACAGCACGCGCAACAUCUGGCUGUGCUACGUGGCCUUUGUGCUCUUCCGCGGCUCCUACCAGUUCCUGGUGCCCAUUGCCACCACGUCCCAUCCCAGCUGCUGUGACCCCGAGACUCGGCACGGAGCUGGCCCCUGUGGCGGCGCCUCCCACCGGGCUCCCUGGUGGCCCUUGUGAAGUCCCUUCUCCCAGCCUCCCCCCGUUUCCGGGGCCCCACGCGCUGCUGCGGUCCCAUCUUGGGUGGCCUGGAGCCUUUCUCCUCUCCUGCUGCUCCUCCUGCUGGGAACCGCGGCUCACGGCCAAGAAGUGCCCGGGUGUCCCAGCUCGCCCUCCGCCAGGGCUCUCCUCAUGCCCUCGUAUUGCUCACACCGCUGGGGACUCUCCUGCUCCUGCCCAGGGACGUCCCAAGAGCUACCUGCCAGACCGCUGUGCCUUCCAGGACCCUCCCUGGCCCGUGUGCUGCUUGCUCCUAAGACCCCCAGCGUGCUCCUGUGGCCUUUCACAGCACUACAUGUUCACCACACACGCUCAUCCCCCACACGCUCACCCCGCACACGCUCACCCGCCACACGCUCACCCGCCACAC